Messenger RNA from Daldinia decipiens, 806 nucleotides. RefSeq lists its product as uncharacterized. NCBI's taxonomy places the organism in Eukaryota, Fungi, Ascomycota, Sordariomycetes, Xylariales, Hypoxylaceae. The record is from RefSeq and is a predicted model, not a curated record. Bases 221 to 529 code for a protein of 102 amino acids. The transcript is spliced from 2 exons.
GGCGAACUGGCGAACUGGCGAACUGGCGAACUGGCAAGCUGGCAAGCUGGCAUCCUGUAUCCUGUAUCCUGUAUCCUGUAUUAUCAGUGCGGCCAACGUGACAGCAGCAUACUUAAGGUUGUAGGGUAGUGAUGGACGACGGUCCUGCUAUCAGGCGAGUGACCUUGAGAGGCUGACGGCACAUGGCAUUGGGAAGUGGCACUCACACCAAUCGAGAUUGAUGAUACCCAUCGCAGGCAGCGCAUAUAUCGCAUAUAUCGCAUACAUCGCAUACAUCAGUAUACAUAGCCACUGGCUGAUGUCUAAUUGUAUGGAAUCGACGAGAGUAUGUAACCUAGUGGUGAUGCAGAGAAUAACAUUGUUCUUGGCUGCGUUGGUGCUUGCUGUAGCCUGUAGUACCGCUAUAAUAGAAAUAGUAGCGUCUCGGGUUGCGAACCCUACGUGCGGCACCUGUUCUCUCUGUUCUCCCUACAUUGUGUAUCCCUUGAUCCUUGCAUCCGAGUUAUGGCGUGUUCGUUGCGGAGUUUGAGAGGAAGAUCUAUGGAACCUAUGUACGUCUGUACGCAUGUGUAAUAGUCCCGCUAUAUCGUAGACCAGUAUACUAUUACCUCUUAGCCUUGAAAUGCUUUUUCAUGCCGAACAUGCUGCUUGUCUCUGUUUGGAUAUGGAUAUGGAGAUGGAGAUGGAGAUGGAGAUGGGGAAGAUAGAGAAACUGUAAAAGCAUUAGUUCAUAGCAUUGAUAGUUAGUCGGCUCGGCUGAUCGGCUUUAAGAUUGAAGCUAGAAUGUACCUAAGUUACGAUUCGGA